Messenger RNA from Spinacia oleracea (spinach), 1666 nucleotides. Its product is annotated as anaphase-promoting complex subunit 11. Bases 235 to 489 code for a protein of 84 amino acids. The transcript is spliced from 3 exons. The record is from RefSeq and is a predicted model, not a curated record. Gene Ontology annotation, molecular function: cullin family protein binding; ubiquitin protein ligase activity; zinc ion binding. Gene Ontology annotation, biological process: anaphase-promoting complex-dependent catabolic process. Gene Ontology annotation, cellular component: anaphase-promoting complex. Lineage: Eukaryota; Viridiplantae; Streptophyta; Magnoliopsida; Caryophyllales; Amaranthaceae.
CCUGGCUAUUGUUCACAAUUUUUACCCCCAAUUUGAAAUUAGGGAUUACUCCGUAUGAUUUUUGAAGAUGACAAAUCGGCGGCAAUAUAUUCACGGCAGCAACAACCGACAAUGUUAGCCCAAGAGGCCAAGAGAUGACAGUUUUGUGAAGAGAGGCAGCAAUAUUCAGUAGUGAUUCCAAAUUCAGUAGACUUUCUCUCUCCCAGCUUGAUUUGUUGGUUCUCCAGAAAAAGGAUGAAAGUGAAGAUUGUACAAUGGCAUGCUGUAGCUUCAUGGACUUGGGAUGCCCAGGAUGAAACAUGUGGAAUAUGUAGGAUGCCAUUUGAUGGCUGCUGUCCAGAUUGCAAACUACCUGGCGAUGACUGCCCAUUAAUUUGGGGGCAAUGCAACCAUGCUUUCCAUCUACACUGCAUCUUGAAGUGGGUAAAUUCACAGACCUCUCAAGCUCAUUGUCCUAUGUGCCGUCGGGAAUGGCACUUCAAGGACUGAAAGCGGCUCUUCACCCGUUCUUUUCUCAAUUUAUCAUCAUCCGGAGAAAACAGCAUAACAAAUGCAAUAACUAUGGUACAAUUCUCAUCUUUCCUACAUGGCGAUCUGUUUCAGGCUUUCAGCGUCAAUGCUGGUCUCGUUCAUGUGAUUUAAAUGGUUGGUUUCACAAACAUUCCUCUAGUUAGCUAUUCCAAAACUUAUCUGUAACAUGACGCGAUGACAUGAUUACUCUUGGUAGAUAUUUGAGUUUACAGUUCAUCAUUUUUGUUCGCACGUUAUUUUUAUUGAUAAUGAUUGAACACUGAUAGUAACAUGAUUCACGAAUAGACAAGUGGGCAAAUAAUGGGAUUGAUGGAAAAUUAAAAUCAAAUACCCAGCACACAUUACCCGAUCCAAGCUGUAUGCGUAACUAAGUGUCAAAAUAUUGGAGUGCAGUCUCUUUCAGUCCAGCAAGAACAAGAAAUAGACCUGUAAAUGCUUGUCCAUUACUCUAUUCCAGUGUUGAUUACUUUGCUGGAAAGAACAUGGUGGAAUUAAUGAAUUAUAGCCGUCUAAUACUUGUAUGUUGGAAUACAGCAAAUAUUUUGAUGUGUAAGAAAGGUUCUUGCUGUUUGAUCUUUAUUUUUCGCACUUUAGCAGGGGUUUCGAAUAGUAAAUGAAUAGACAGUAAAGUUUCAACGUUUUUGGAUGAGCGGAUUUGAGAGAAGGCGGAAGGGAUGGACAUGGUAGUGAGUUGGUGAUGGGUGAUAUAUGUUUUUCUUGAGCUUAUUUUACUGAGUAUAUGUCAAUUGAACUUGAGCAUCCCUUAUUUUUCCACAAGGAAUAGUUUCUCUUGAAGUGAACUUAUUUGAACUAUUUGUUCUCGAAUGUAAUUUACAUCGACUUAUUCAACUAAACAUAAGUGAAAGAGUGAAAGUAAAGUGACAGAAGUUAAACUUUAAAUGGUGUACGUAAUGAAGUUUAGGAAUUAUUAUACAAGACUCAUCAGUAACAACAUUUUCAAUAUUCAGAAUUCUGCUUUUGAUACUCGAAGAAAUUCAACAAAUCAACAAUCAAUAGUUUCAUACAUUACAGAAACAAAUUUUUUACGAUGGAUUGUAAAUAAAACUAAAAAAGAAAACUCUGCUACAUCUUUGUCGUCACCAAUGAGAUCUAAGGUCCCUUUUCACACCUUACC